Molecule: messenger RNA, 1584 nt
Organism: Hibiscus syriacus
Lineage: Eukaryota; Viridiplantae; Streptophyta; Magnoliopsida; Malvales; Malvaceae
Product: cytochrome P450 736A117-like
Exons: 2
Coding region: 23-1561 (512 amino acids)
Molecular function (GO): oxidoreductase activity, acting on paired donors, with incorporation or reduction of molecular oxygen; heme binding; monooxygenase activity
Source: RefSeq, a predicted model, not a curated record
CUUCCAUAGAAUAAUUUGUGGAAUGGUGAGGGAAAUGUUGAAUUUUCUGCAAUUUUUAGGGCAGCAUGGAAACUUAUUGAUUUCAUCUUCCUUGUUCUUAUCUGUAAUAGUAAUCUUCGUCGUCGUCUUAAUUCGUCCAUCUGGCAAAAGAAAGCUAAUUUUACCGCCGUCGCCGUCAAAACUACCCAUCAUCGGAAACCUCCACAACAUCGGCCGCUACCCUCAUCGUUCACUCCAUGUCUUAGCUCAACGAUUCGGUCCUCUCAUGUUGCUCCGCUUCGGCAAUUGCCCUGUACUCGUAGUCUCCUCCGCCGAUGCUGCCCGUGAGAUCAAGAAAACUCAUGAUCUGACAUUCAUAAACGGACCGAAAGUCAGCGCCACCCAAAAGCUUCUCUAUGACUACAAAGACGUAUCAACGGCACCUUACGGCGAGUAUUGGAGGCAAAUGAGAAGUAUAUGCGUACUGAAUCUUCUAAGUAACAAAAGGGUUCAAUCUUAUCGAGCUAUAAGAGAAGAAGAAACGGUUCUAGCAAUGGAGCACAUUAAAAGGUCUUGCUCCUCGGGUUUGCCGGUAAACCUAUCAGAACUCUUUCCUGCGAUUACAAACAACGUAAUAUGCAGAAUAGCUUUAGGAACAAAGUACAGUGAAGACGCAGACAGGUUUAAGAAGCUUUUGAACGAUUUUGUAGAGUUGUUGGGUACUACGAAUAUCGGGGAUUAUCUUCCAUGGCUUGCAUGGGUGAGCCAUGUUAAUGGGUUCAAUGCUAAAGCUGAUAGAGUGGCCAAGGAGUUCGAUGAAUUUCUGGAUGGAGUGAUCGAAGAACAUAUGAAUCGUCAAAACAAACAUGUAAAUGACCAAAAAGACUUUGUCGAUGUUUUGUUGGAAAUUCAGAGGGAAAACGCAGUUGGCUUUCCUAUAGAAACAACUAGCAUCAAGGCUCUUAUCUUGGAUAUGUUUGCGGCCGGAACUGAUACGACAUACACGGUCAUGGAGUGGGCAAUGACAGAACUCUUAAGGAACCCAAAGGCAAUGAAAGAGAUUCAGAACGAAGUCCGAAAAGUUUACGGUGGAAAAUCGAGCAUAUCGGAAGAUGAUCUCCAUAACAUGCACUACCUAAAAGCAGUGAUCAAAGAAACUCUCCGUUUACAUCCUCCAAUUCCGUUGUUGCUUCCAAGAAUAUGUUCAAAAGAUGUGAAGAUCCAGGGCUAUGACAUAAUGGAAGGAACUCAAGUUUUUAUAAAUGCUUGGGCGAUCGGAAGAGACCCAUCGUCAUGGGAGAAACCAGAAGAGUUUCUUCCGGACAGGUUCUUGAACAGUUCCAUAGAUUUCAAAGGACAUCAUUUUGAGUUGAUUCCGUUUGGUUCAGGAAGGAGGAUUUGUCCGGGGAUCCAACUUGCAAUGCAACUAAAUGAGGUUUUCUUAGCAAAUCUGGUGCACAAGUUCGAUUGGUCAUUGCCUGGCGGAGCAAACGACAAGGAUUUGGACAUGACCGAAUCAUUUGGUCUUACCAUACACAAAAGCUCCCCUCUAAUUGCUACUGCAAAUCAAUGUUCUUUCUAGUGAAAAUAUCUCCUUAUUAUGUA